Molecule: messenger RNA, 1023 nt
Organism: Fusarium poae
Lineage: Eukaryota; Fungi; Ascomycota; Sordariomycetes; Hypocreales; Nectriaceae
Exons: 1
Coding region: 1-1023 (340 amino acids)
Source: RefSeq, a predicted model, not a curated record
AUGAAGAGUGUUUGGGACAUUGAUCCGAUCACUUCAGAACAGAAGCUGAACACCAGAAGCUUUGUUCACAAGUUGGAAGGAAAGUGGAAGACAAUAACUAGAGGCGGCGGCAUCUCCAAAGCUGAGACACAAGCCUACGAAAGCAUCGUCGAGGCUGUUAUCACCCAUACAAUCCGGGGAAUCGAUGAUCUGCCGCUACCGUCGACUUGGGCAGAAAUCACGGCUCUCAAGGUCAUGUUCAAAAAUAAGAUCUUCCUUUUAUCCCGCCAUGCAGUUGUUGCCCAACAAUUGUUCCCCAGGGCCAAUCUGCACGAGUGGAAGUUAAACACACGAGGUCCUACAGGCGGCAAAUAUUGGGGAAGUAAUCCACUCCUAUUUUCAACGCUAAGUCUUUCCGAUCAUAUUUCCGAUCAUUUGUCGAGAAACCAAACGGCUCAAGAGAUUGCAGAGCUUUUCAAACGCAUACGAUCUAGUGAGACUGCCAAUGAUAUUAGAGAGAACGAGAAUCCUCUCAAGAAGUUACGUUUCGCUUUUUGGGGCCCCGUCGAGGGAAACACCAAAUACGUUGUACGCAAUGCUGUCGAUGACACCGUCGAGAAUGGCUUCAAAGAUACCGUUGAAGACAAUGUUAAAGAUGUCGAAGAUACUGCCGCCGAUCCGAGCACUUCCAAGCAAACGAUGCCUCCCAUCCCCGAUGACACUGGAGACUCUGGUGAUUCUGGCGACUCGAAUAAGUUUUGGAGUAUAUUCGAGAACAAGCUCGCUCCGAUCCGCAAAGCAGCACAAGAGGGCACUGCGAUCACCACACGAAUGGUUGAUGAUCUCCGAAAAGCUCACUUAGAGGAGCUCAAGGGACAGCAGCCUGACGGGAUUUUCAAGCAAAUUGAAAAGCAGCAUGCCCGAGAAUUGCGAGACAUCCGAGCUAGGUAUGAAGGGGUUAUUACAGCAUGGCUCAAUGGUGUCUCGAGUACCCUCCAGAGCACAUACCAGGAUCUCUCGACAUUGGGUGAUUACAAGGAGUAA